Messenger RNA from Poeciliopsis prolifica (blackstripe livebearer), 2426 nucleotides. Its product is annotated as plasma membrane ascorbate-dependent reductase CYBRD1. NCBI's taxonomy places the organism in Eukaryota, Metazoa, Chordata, Actinopteri, Cyprinodontiformes, Poeciliidae. Gene Ontology annotation, molecular function: oxidoreductase activity. The record is from RefSeq and is a predicted model, not a curated record. Bases 379 to 1191 code for a protein of 270 amino acids. The transcript is spliced from 5 exons. Gene Ontology annotation, cellular component: lysosomal membrane.
CAAACUGAACUGAAUAAAUAUAUCACUUGCCAGCUGUUACACAAUGCGACACUAGUUGGCGCCAUUUCCCAUCGAUUUAAGAUGAACAACUGAAAAAAAAAAAAGUAAAUGAUACUGAUGCAACAGUUUUUAUAAGUCAGAGUGACGCUCUGGGCGCAGAGACCCGUCUCCCCUCCUAAUGCUGUAUGUGUGUGUGUGUGUCAUUCAGACUUGACUGUCUGUGGUUGGAGAAAAAAAAAAACAUUUAACGGCCAAGUGUUCAGCUGAGGUCAGAGGAUGACACAGCACAAAUAGCUGUUUUUUUAUGGGUCCUGAAUCCUCUCCGCUCGAAGUAGUUUGGAAACAGCUGCCCGCUGACUUUCUGGCUCACUGACGGCGAUGGAGAAUCUGAAGCAGUUCCUGUUCGCCCUCUCCGCUGCCGGAGCUGUCGGGUUCGUCGCCAUAAUAUUCGUGCUGAGGUGGGUUCUCCACUUCCAGGAAGGCUUGGCCUGGGACGGAGGACUGGCCGAAUUCAACUGGCAUCCGGUGCUGGUCGUCACGGGCUUCAUUUUCCUGCAGGGCACAGCAAUAAUUGUCUACAGGCUUCCCUGGACCUGGCAGUGCAGUAAACUCAUGAUGAAGUUCAUCCAUGCAGGCUUGAACUUGACAGCCUUCAUUUUCGCUGUUAUUGCCAUGGUGGCCGUUUUUGACUUUCACAACUCUGCCAAGAUCCCCAACAUGUACAGUCUGCACAGCUGGCUGGGCCUGAUGGCAGUGAUACUGUAUGGUCUGCAGCUUGUUCUCGGAGUCGGCCUAUACCUGAUACCAGUUACACCUGUGGCCUGGAGAGCAGCUUUUAUGCCCAUCCAUGUCUACAGCGGUCUUUUUCUUUUCACCAGUAUCAUAGCGGUUGCUCUCAUGGGAAUCACAGAAAAACUUAUUUUUGGCCUGGCCAACCCAAAGUAUAAAGACUCUCCCCCAGAGGCAAUCUUUGUGAAUGUGUUGGGACUCCUCCUGGUUGUUUUCGGGGCUCUUAUCCUCUGGAUUGCCACUCGAGCGUCUUGGAAACGCCCCAGUGACCAGAUUGCGCAUUCUCUGCAUACCAACAGGGGAAGUGAGGACAACAGCAAAGGUGGUCCGGCAAUGUCUGAACUGGAAGAUGGAGCCAAUUGUGAGACUGAUGGAGAUGUCAGGAAGAGGAAUUGUAAAUAAAUCAGAGCUAGGCUGACAGUUUGUGUCAUAGAAAUAAGAAAAAAAAAUGCUGUGCAAAAAUCUUCAAGUAAUCUCUAGUUUACACUAUAUCUGUUGGAACAUACAAACAUUUAAAAGUAAAAAAUACACCUAAUCUUUGCAAUAAUUUUCAGUGUCCAUCUUUCUGUUUUACAUUGUCUUCAUCAAGCUUACUAUUUUAUUAGUCAGUCUUUAGACUUUAGACUUUCUCCAAUGUUCAUGAAGGACAAUCCAGAUGUCUCCUUCUGGAUGUUAGCUGCCCUUUGUUUAGUUUAUCUGUCAAGAUAAUUUAAUGUUGAUUUAAUCAUUUUGAAGUUGAAUCAAUGAAAGAGACCAAACCAUGUUUGUUUGUUUGUUUUUUCUUUCUUUCUGUGUUCUAAGUUUUGCUUUGGAAAUUGGUCUAAAGCAGUUACAAGUAAUAUUUUUAAUCAGAAAAAUCCUUCCCCGCAUUCACAUAUAAAUACAUACAUCAGCUUAGUCACCAAAUCAUUCCAGAGCCACCAGCAUGCUUUAUUGACAUCAAGCUCAGUACUGUACUCAGUUCUAAGGUUCUCACCCCCCAGAUUUUGUGCAAAUUAAGAUUUUUUUUUGUUGCACAUAAUUUGGUAUUUUUACAUUUUAGUCUUUCAAACUGCAAAAUAAUUGUCAAAUAUUCUUUAAGAAAUUAUGCAUGGUUACAAUAAAUAAAAUAAAGCUGCAAUUUGCAUGCAAUGCAAAUAGCAGCCCCCAAAAAAAUGACCAAAAAAAAAUCUGUUUUGUUGAAAGCCAAGACCAAAAAGAUAUGGGAUGUUUCAAGAUUUUUGCACUGUACUAUUUGGCCCUGAUAUGUCUCUGCACAACAUGCAAGUCCUUGUAAAUGUUUACAACACCACAAAAGGGGACCAACUGGUAUCCCCAAGCAGUGACACAAACUGAAAUUAUGAUUGUAUUGUUAAACCAACAUACACUGUUUAGAAAAUACAAAAAAAACUUACAAUUUAAAGUUUAGUAGUAUUUUAUCUUUUUUGCUCACCAAAAUAUCAUUUUAGCUUAUAUUUCACCAGCAUUUAUUGCUAUAUUUGCAUGUAAAUAUUGAUGAGCUGUGGGAAUAAGAUGUAGAUGCUCACAUUGGAAUAGAUAAUCCAAGUUAAUUUCUUUUCCUAAUAUAGAUAGGUUUUUUUCUUCUUUUUUUGUCAACAACUGAUUUUUUAAUAAAUCUUGUACUGUUUUUUGCUUAA